AUGCUGAAGUGUCCCGCUGCUUUCCGCGAAUAUAACAGCAUCGUCGUCUCACUCGCGGUAGAUGAAGAGGCACCCAGAUGGUGCCAAGACAAUAUCGGCAAGACAGUGAUCGACAGUUCUUCGCAUGAUGUCGCCGAUAACGAAGUUGAACAGGAACGAAGAAACGCUGUAGGACAACUAUAUACCGUGCGACGUGUGCCAGAUCGAAAAAGAUCAAGAAUAAUAAUCAAGAUAAAAAAGCAUUCAACCUCUCGAUGCACUGAUCUAGACAAGGUAGCUAGUACGGAAAUGUGGAACAAACAGUGCAGUGAGAAGAUAACACGGGAAGAUGUUUAUUGGACCUUACAUAUACACUUUUAUUUUACAUAUCUAAUAAAUCUAAUAAAUGCUUUUAAUCUUCUAUUUCGAGCAGCAAGGAUCUCGAGCAGAGAGACUGUUCGAUUAGCUCCACAUGUUGCUGGAGUUCACGGUCGCGAUUCCUUUGCCGUCUUCAUCUCCAAGCACAAGUCUGAGCAAAAAUGA
Necator americanus (New World hookworm) is the source of this 522-nucleotide messenger RNA. RefSeq lists its product as uncharacterized. The coding region runs from base 1 to 522 and encodes 173 amino acids. The record is from RefSeq and is a predicted model, not a curated record. The transcript has 4 exons. Lineage: Eukaryota; Metazoa; Nematoda; Chromadorea; Rhabditida; Ancylostomatidae.